CAGAUUCUUUCGCAAAACAACAAACAAUGUUUAAAUUUUACUUCGCAAAAUGUGAAUACAUUCCGGUGCGAUUUUCUUAGAACAUAUUGCUUCAUUGAAAUAUUUGAAUAACUGACUGUGAUCGCGAUGGUUUGUAGAGCUCUGAAAUGCAGUACAGCUUUCAACAAUAGUAUUGUGAAGAAAUUGGCAGAGUAUUACACGGACUACUGUCGAGAUGAAAUAACCACAUGGAAACGGAUCACUUUGGAAUUAUUAAAUGAGCACGAAGACCAACAAUACAACAAACUCUCUUGGCAGGAUCUCAGAAACUAUUUCAAGCGCAGUCUUGUAUAUCAUCUUUCCCAACUGGAGAUAGCAGGUAACUCGGAACUUGUUGAUCGACUGCAAUAUCCCUAUCUCAGGAAGGUUUACGUCGUGACGAUAAUGCUUCUUGAUCAUUACCCAGCAAACACCUCUAAUCACAAAAUCAAUAAUUCAAUUGUACGUGAUAACAAACUUUUUAUAAAAUACAUAACUAACGGGAACUAUGAUCCAUUGGUCGUGGAUGCAUUUAAGCGCCACGGCAAAAAAGGAGUUCGCGUAUACGUCCCCAUAAACGUUGAAGAUCCAAUUUAUCAGUUAACCAAGGAUGAGAUACAAUUUCUCUUUCGGGUGGAACAGAUCCGCACCGAUUACAAUAAACGGGGCAAGGAACGUUCGCAGGUUCCCCCCACUGCUUCUGCGACAGCUGGAUCUCCCGUAGUUUUGGAUGGCGUUCCAGUGCAAAUUCAAAAUGCAAGCCAGUCAAGAAACUGUUUUUCAGUUCGUAAUUUGCUUGAAGAGGAAUCAUUGACAGUGAACACUCAGGAAUAUGCUGAUAUUAUAAAAGAAUCUUUAGAACAAGAGCUACCACCCCUAGUUCAAAGCGUGAUGAAUGAUGACACGGAAGGUAGCUUGACUUUUGCGAACAGAUCGAAUUUCAGUUGCAGAAAUGAAGUUGUAUAUUUGGAUCAAGAUGAAAUAUUAAAUGCAACCGGAAUGUUGGUCGUCAAUCAGGAUCCACUCUAUUUGUCCUGCCAAUCGAAUAAUAUCAGCAGAAGAACAUCUUCGGUUUGUGGCAACGAAUCGGUUAAUUUGAGUGCUAUGUUGACACCGUGCAGCGGAAACAGUUCCAGAAUAGACAUGCCGGUGUCAGAGGAAGAUCCGAAUCAAACAACGCCAGUCAUCAAACAAGAGGAACAAUCAUCGUCCUCGGACAAUUCUCCUUCUGAACUACAAAAUCUUCAAAACAAUGUACCAUCUGAAUCGUUCAUAGCUGAACAACGCAAUAAAGGAAAUUUCAUCGCGAUUAGAGACAGCAGCCAAAUAUCCGUCUCGCGAAACAAUGAGGAAAAUGUGUUCCAAACGUCUAUUGUUGGUGUGGAACAGUCAUGCUCAACGCAAUCCCAUAAUAUCAUUGUGACAUCCGAGAAAGCUGACAAUGAACAAAGCGUUCCAUGUCUGGAACGCUUGCAACAAAGAUCAUCCCGAGACUAUUUUCCAGACGACUUUUUCACCGAUGAUGAGGAUGCAGAAAAGGAUAAGGAAAGUAACGAGGAGCAAAUGGACAACCUGGAUAACAUUGCAGACGAAAAGAUCGUCGAACCAUUGAUGCUGAAAUCGUUUUCUGACCGAACCUUUGAUUCGUCGUCGGAAGAAAGCCGUACCGAUGACUCGAUUGAUUCAACAUCGAGCGUCGCUGGAAAUAUUUCGAUGUGUAGCCUGUCCUCACCAAAUCAAUCGAAUAAAUCAGCUUCCGUAGAUGAAGGGUAUUCGUACAAUUCGUCUAUCUCAAGAGCAAACAAUCCUAUUUUACAAGAGUCAUCUUCAAAUGAAACUCAAACUUGCAGAGAACAAUUCACCUCAGAAAAUAGUAACAGUGAAGAGGCACUGGAAACACCGGAACCACAGAAACAUUUAGAGGAUGAACCAAUAACGAUUUCGGAUGAUGAUGAAGAAUCUGUUGCUCCCUGUACGAAACCUUGCCAACCGAAUUCGUCGCGAGAUUAUUUACCAGACGAUUUUUUCACCGAUGAUGAAGAAUCAGAGAAGGAUGUAAAACGUGAAUCUUCGAAUAGUAUCGCGGAGGAAAAAUAUACCAAUAUAAACAUAGAUGGCUGCCAUAUAUUGGAUUGUGAAGAGCGCAACGAUAGCAACUCGGUCAGUUCAACUUGCUUGGACGUUUAUAGAAUAAUAUCAGAAAGUAGUUCAAGUUCCCUUGAAGAGUCUGAAACAUCAUCGCUGGAUGAGAACAAUGUUGGCUCCGAUGAGAGACAACAUUGUCCUACUCGCGAUGUAGGAACGAAUAGAAAUGUGGAACCCUCUUCAACUCACACACUGAAUCAACCAGGAGCAGUUGAGUUGAAUAGCAAUGAUAAGGACGUAACAACAGAUGCUCAAACGUCUAAUGCGGUUCUCGAAGAAUGUCAAUCGGUGGUCUGCUCCACUACCACCGAUACGGUUGGGUCUACAUUAAUCGCUCUAAAUCCUCAUCCGGUACAUGUUGACGGCAAAGAUGUUCUACCCGACGACUUCUUCAGUGAGGACGAGGGUGGUGAUGUAAAUGUAGAAGGUAAAAGCAAGCAAUCAGACGCGAGCGUAUCAAAUUCUUCCAAUUCGUUUGAUACAGUUGUCACUCGUAAUACUCCAGAUACGACUUCAAUUAAUCAGGAGAAGCCAAUCAGAGACUACCCAAGCGGGGAAAUCAAAAGCGAUCAACCAAAGCAGGCCCCCAAUUGUGGAAACUCCUCUUCGACUGUAGUUGCAGAAACGAUUAUCGACAAUUCAGUGGAGAAAUCAAACGGUGUUGACGAAAAUAUUGAACCAUAUAUGGAUACACCGCAUUCAACCAGUGAAUUAGGUACGCAACUGAUAUCGGAUGCACCAUCAGCGGACAGCAUCGAACAACUGGAUAGCAACGUCCCAAUAGAUCUUUCAACAUGCAAACAUAAUAAUAGAUACAUCUCGUCCAAUCAGUCGAUCUGCUGGAGGUCGACACAAAAACUGCUGAUACCAGUCGUUCAGAGUCGUCUUAACAUGUACGGGGCAAUGCGAUACCGAUGGCCAGAGUUGUUCUCCAGAGACAAACCCUUUACGAACAUUAUGGAACUGUGCUCCACUAUGACAACAAUGUUGUUCUAUAAUCUGAAACCCGAUAAUUUCCAAAGGAGCAACGUGUUUAUUCAAAUGAUUAAUGCAAUCGCUUCUCGAGUGGCGUUUGGAAUCGCUACCGAUGGUCCCGCACAAGGGUUUAAUAGGACGGUCAUCCCGUCAUCCACUGAUAAUGAUCAGUUGAUUCCCGUACGGAAGAAACCCAGACUGAGAUGAGCAAUUGUGUAAAAAACAGCCAUUCCAUCGAUUCGGAACGAACUGCCAAAUUCAAAUGUGAUAUUUCGAGUGCCUUUGCACUAAACUAUGAUGUAGAGCAAAUAAACAAUUGUUGAUUUGUGUUUCAAUAA
This is a messenger RNA of Toxorhynchites rutilus septentrionalis, 3476 nucleotides long. RefSeq lists its product as uncharacterized. The record is from RefSeq and is a predicted model, not a curated record. Lineage: Eukaryota; Metazoa; Arthropoda; Insecta; Diptera; Culicidae. The transcript has 15 exons. Bases 127 to 3345 code for a protein of 1072 amino acids.